Molecule: messenger RNA, 639 nt
Organism: Protobothrops mucrosquamatus (brown spotted pit viper)
Lineage: Eukaryota; Metazoa; Chordata; Lepidosauria; Squamata; Viperidae
Gene: TRIB1
Product: tribbles pseudokinase 1
Exons: 2
Coding region: 16-639 (207 amino acids)
Biological process (GO): protein phosphorylation; regulation of MAP kinase activity; positive regulation of proteasomal ubiquitin-dependent protein catabolic process
Cellular component (GO): nucleus
Molecular function (GO): protein kinase activity; ATP binding; mitogen-activated protein kinase kinase binding
Source: RefSeq, a predicted model, not a curated record
AAGGACUUUGGUGACAUGCAUUCCUACGUUAGGAGCUGCAAGCGUCUGCCGGAGCAGGAAGCUGCUAGACUGUUCAAACAGAUUGUCUCUGCAGUCGCUCACUGCCAUCAGUCGGCCAUUGUGCUGGGGGACCUCAAACUCAGGAAAUUUGUGUUUUCUAAUGAAGAAAGGAGGCAGCUGAGACUCGAAAGCCUGGAAGAUACCCACAUCAUGAAAGGAGAGGAUGAUGCGUUGUCAGACAAACAUGGCUGUCCAGCGUACGUCAGUCCAGAAAUCUUAAACACAACGGGAACCUAUUCCGGGAAGUCGGCUGACGUUUGGAGCUUGGGAGUUAUGCUUUACACUCUCCUGGUGGGACGGUAUCCCUUUCAUGACUCGGAUCCUACUGCCCUCUUUUCCAAAAUCCGCCGUGGACAGUUCUGCAUCCCUGACCAGGUCUCUCCUAAAGCACGGUGCCUCAUCCGCAGUCUCCUUAGGCGAGAACCCUCUGAAAGACUCACCGCUCCGGAAAUUUUGCUCCACCCUUGGUUUGAUGCCGUUUUGGAAUCUGGGUACGCCGACCAGGAUGUACGGGUCUCUGAUCAAGUGGUCCCGGAGCAACUGAAGGAGGACGAUGAUAUGAGCCUUUUCUUUUGCUAG